Molecule: messenger RNA, 6467 nt
Organism: Triplophysa rosa
Lineage: Eukaryota; Metazoa; Chordata; Actinopteri; Cypriniformes; Nemacheilidae
Gene: baiap3
Product: BAI1 associated protein 3
Exons: 34
Coding region: 257-3793 (1178 amino acids)
Source: RefSeq, a predicted model, not a curated record
UCCCUUGACCAUAUAUGGAUUAUACCGGUGCGCGCGAGGGGAGAGGAAAGCAUCUCGGAGAAAUUAAAACGUUUUCCUGUCAUCAGAUGAGGACAAAUUAACGUUCAUUGCUAAAUUGACAUCUCCCAUCUUAAAGGGGUAUACCAGCGAGCAGUCGCGUAGAUUUCCAUGGGCGAAGAAAAGUCUGAGGCGCACACAAACAGUCGCACGAGCAUCGCGCAUCAGUGAAUGAGAGAUCCACAGGUCGUGAACAAUCAUGUCGACGCUGCUGGAUCUGAAGAGCAGUGUACUGAGGCAGGUGCAGAGGAGCCAGUCUCUGAGGACCAGGAGAGAACCCCCGGCCGCGGCCAGCGGUGGUGAAAGUCCCCCGACGCUUGCACGGCGCCCUGGCACCAUCAUACACAGGGUUGCCAGGGGAAACGGGGAGUUCUUUGACCGCAUGAAUAAAAUCCUCCAGAAACAGGAUAGUCUGCUGUCUGCUGCCCAAACUGAGGAGGAGAGCUGUGCUCCUCCACCCCCAGAGUGUAAGGACCAGGCUUUUGUUCCAGAGAGAGCCAACAGGGAUGAGCUCGACUUGUUGUAUGAGGAGGCGAUCUAUACGGUGGUCAAUCUGGUCGGGGUGCCGUCGCCAGAGUAUGUCACCAAUGAAGGGGAAAUAUUCAGCUAUCUACAGAAGGUCUUUGAUAUGGGUCAAGAGGAACACGACAUCAUCCUGCAGAGAGUUCGAGAAUCAAAGAGAGCCAACUUCUCUCUCAGGGUCUCUGUAAUGAAAGGCAAGAAUCUGAUGGCCAAAGACGCCAAUGGCUACAGUGACCCCUACUGCAUGCUGGGAAUUCUCCUGGGACAAUCGCCCAAAGACACAGAGGAGAAGAAAGAGAGGAAGUUUAGUUUUCGUAAGAGACGGGAAAAGUUAGACAAGCGCUCCAGCGUUAAGGAAGUUCUUGCGGGAAGGGAUAUCCAAGUGACCGACGUCAAACCCGAGACCCUCAAUCCAGUGUGGAACGAACACUUUGUCUUUGAUAUUGACGAUGUUCACAAUGACCUUCUGCAUUUGGACAUAUGGGAUCACGAUGACGAUGUUUCUGUUGCAGAAGCCUGUAAGAAAAUGAAUGAAAUCAGUGGAUUCAGAGGAAUGGGAAGAUAUUUCAAGCAAAUUGCCAAAUCAGUGCGAGCCAAUGGAGCAGCUGCGUCUGGAAGUGAGGAGAAUGCUGACGACUUCUUGGGUUGCAUCAACAUCCCAUUGAAUGAGAUCCCGGUUGUUGGUUAUGAUAAGUGGUUCAAGUUGGAGCCGAGGUCCAGCGCCUCUAAAGUUCAAGGAGAAUGUCACCUGAUUCUUCGACUCUUUACCACCCAGAGAGACACAGCGCUGAGUAAAAUGGCCUCCAACGUAACCAUUCACAAGAAGAUGCUGAGCCAGAUUCUGGAGUACGAACAUAAUCAAAUUAAGAAAGAGCCUUUUAACUGGAACGGGCAGGUGUGCGUGGCCGCGUGGACCGUGCUCUCCCAUCAUGCAGUUCAGGCCGACCUCUCUCCCCUACAGCAGGCUAUCAUCCGUUGGCAGUGUUACAGCAGUCACCACCACUCUCAACGGAUGAGCUACGCGCUGCUCCUCAGACUGCUGAAAACAGUGGAGGCGGAGUGGGAGGACGCCGGCGUGCAGGGCGAGCUGGAGGGUUUCUUGGCAGAAAGCUUCAGGCUUUACUGUGAUUACUGCCUGUCUCAAAUGAAGAGCAUGCGUCAAGUGUUCCCCUGCAACAAUUCAGCUGCCAUCAUACGCUGUGAGCUUAUGCUCAGGAGUGUCGGUCACAUGCAGUCCAUGGCAGCUUUUAGAGCAGUGUGUUCAAACCGCAAUGAACUACACUUGGAAAUUGCGACAGUUAUAAAGAAAGGCACAGUUGAGUGGUAUGAAGGAAUAAUAUCAAACAUUAAACCAGAUGAAGGGACUUUGGAGGAACAGAUGAGGCGUUUGGUUCUGGUGGUUGAUGCAGUAUGUGCUGAUGUUCAGAGAGGCCAAAAUGUGUACAACAAACUAUAUUACAGCUCUGUGAAAGUCGACUUUUUCAGUAUCUCCUACCGGCAGUUAGAGAAACUUGUGGCAGAUGACGUGAGCGUCGCGAUGGAGCGGGUUUGUGGAAACCUGGAGCAGGAAAGUUCCCGGCUCACACAGACGAUGGGAGAGACCCUGUUCGAGCUCUUCAUGUCACUGAAGACCCUCAAGCGCUUCAGGGAGUUCCUGCCUCUCAAAGAUACUAAGAUGUUGGCUCUGACUGGAUUUCACAACUGGUUCAAGACCUCUAUUCACAAAUGGCUGCAGAUUGUGCAUGAAAAGUCUACUGAAAGAAUCCGCAAAGCUGUUGAAAUGGAUCAGUUGGAGCCGAUCCAUAGUCAGACGAAACACAGCUCCUCGGCGGUGGAUGUUACAGCAUGCUUCAGCCAGGUGCGAGGGUUCUGGGCCCAGCUGGCGUGGCCUGAUUCAGCGGGAGCCUUCAUUUUCAUAACACGGCUGACGGACAAUUUCUGCAGCGAGGCGGUGUGUUACGCCGAGCUGAUCAAGCGCAAGAUUGAGAGGGACCAGCUGGGAAAAGACCACAAAAGCUUCAUCGUGCAGGUUUGCAUCGCUCUGAAUAGCACCGAGCAUGUGCGGCUGUUUCUGGGGGGUCUGCCACGGGAGUUCGACUGGCGGGGGCUGGAACAGGCCAUGGAGGAGUCUUGCGGGUUGGAAGGGAAGGAACAGGUCAACAAGUCCUUGAACGGGCAGCUGUACAAUGCUGACAUUGACCUGCAGAGGGAGGCCAAACGUCUGAUCACGCACCUUACUGAUAAGAUGCUUCCUGAACUCAGAAGAUGCAUUCAACACAUCAGCCUUUCUCCAGACUCCAUUAACAAUGAUGAGGCUGUUGCUCCCCUGAUGAAGUACCUAGAUGACACUCUAGUCAUCCUCAAUGAGUCCCUGGUUAAAGACAAUCUAACAAGGGUUCUGCAGAGCCUGUGGGAGCUGCUCCUGCGGAUGAUCCUUGACACUGUGGCAGAGAAUAGGGGCGUCCAAGUGGAAUUCUACACACGGUUCCAGUACACAGUAGAGGCACUGGUGCAUUUUUUUCACGCUGACGGAGACGGGCUGCUCCUGGAGGAUCUUAAAAGUGGAGAUUAUAAGGCCCUGGACGAGGAGCUGCGUCUGAACAAAUGCUCGUCCUUUGAGCUGAUCGAGCAGUAUUUCCUGGAGAAAAUCUCCCAGCAGAGAAUCCUUAAGCACAGUCGGUUCGGUCGUAUCAGUGUGAAGUGUUACUACGAUGCCCCUGAGCAAAGACUUACUGUGGAGAUACUGCAUGCAGCCGAUCUCAUUGCUCUGGAUGCUAACGGGCUCAGCGACCCGUUUGUCAUAGUGGAGCUCUGUCCUCACCAUCUCUUCCCCACGUCGCGCAGUCAGCGUACUCAAGUGAAGCUCAAAACCUUGCAUCCAGUUUUCGAUGAGCUUUUUUACUUCCAUGUCAGCCCAGAGCAGUACAGACACAGAUGUGCCUGUCUGACCUUCACUGUGAUGGACUAUGAUUGGUUGUCCACCAACGAUUUUGCCGGCGAGGCUGUAGCUCCACUGAGUGACUUCUGCUGGCCGGGCAGACCGAGCGCCACACCCGCUGGAAAGACCCUUCAGCCUGUCAUCCUGCAUUUGUCCCGCCAAAAACCAAGCGAGAAGCCCAUCAUGAAGAUGCUGGAGGCUAGAGUAGGAGACCGAGAGGCACAAGAGUUUGUGCGGAAGCUGAAGGAGAUCGAGAAGUCAAUGGAGGAAGAGUAAUAUUUCCCCUGUAGUGCACGUACUGUUCUGUACUUCUGCUGGUGGUCUUUUUUACCUGUUGUACUAUGUUUACUCUUCAAGUUCAAACUCUUUUAAAUGUGUAUUUUUAACUGUUGUCCAAAAAAGGUAAAUGAUCAUGUUUGAAGAUCAGUAUUUUAUCACUGUUUUAAUGUUAAAGCCCUCCUGAUGGAGCUUCUUGUUAAUAGACUGUAUGAUUAGUAGUAGAACGGUCUAUUUUGAAAGGAAGAUUUUUGAUUUGUAUUCUAACGUUUACCUGAGACGUUGAUUAAGACUUGAACUCAGAAAACCUGGAGCCUUGAAAUACUCAACGCAGAGACAGUAUACACAGAUGUUUACUUGGAGGAAGUACACUAAUAGACUUUCUGUAUAUGCGUUGGUUUUUAGAGGCCAUGUACACACUUGUCACUUAUGGUGGUUUACAAAAGUUUCCAAUAGCUGACAAAACAGAACUAAUGGCAUUAAACAUUUGCAAAUUCAGGUGUGACUUCUGUAUUACGUGCACACACAAACUAAUGCUAAAGAGCAGUGGUUCUCAAACUUUUCAGAUCAAGUACCACCUUUAAUAAAAUUAGUUGUUCCAUGCACCACCUAAUGACCGCCAUAGAAAACACACGAAUAAAGACUCAAAUUAAAAGCUGACUCUUUAUCUUUACACUUUGUCCUCCAAAUCUAAUGUAUUAUUAAUAAUACAAACACUUUUUUAUUUACCAUCUGUUUUUUCCAUGUUUUUCAAGUGAGUCAGCAGUAAUAGUGGACACAAAACACUUUUCUGUAGUGCACUGGAAACAGGGCUCUGUAAAUGACUUUUAAAGUCCCCGUGAACUGGAAGUUUUUACGUCCAUAUUUUGACGCAUUUCGUCUUUCUCUGCGAUUUGAUUGGAUGUAUAAAAACAGCCGUUGCAUUUUGAAAUGGAACUGGGAGCAGACUGACAGUUGAAGGGGAGGAGUUAACAGAUGCUCCGCCCAAGCCGUCUUACGUCAUUUAAGAUGGAUAGUCAUUACAGGAAGGAAGUCCAUUUUCAGAUUUUACCUUAAGAUUAUGAGGGCACACAAAUUUUAAAAAGAGAAUGACCCACAUUGAUAAACUAUUUACAAUAAACGCUGCAAUAUUUUUUGAAAAAAUAGGCAUUGUCAUUUUUUAUUUCACUGGGACUUUAAGGGGGAUUUAUUAACUUUGUGGGGACUUGCAGAAAGACUCCAAACCUAUAUUAAAGACAAACAAUGUGGAAAGUAUAGGCCUAUUUAACACAGAAGAUAAAUAUAUGUAUACUUAAACAUCAAGGGAAGGGCUAUAUACAAUAUAACAAACAGAGACUCACACUUCACUGCAGCAGUUUUUAUCAAAGUAAUGCCUCAAAACUAAUCGUAACGCUCGCUUCAUUGAUUUAACCUCUAGUAGAUGCAGACACGUGUUGAACUAGCGCAGUUCAAGUGCAGAAAUACACAAGAAACUUAAUUUACACGCAGCUCAUCGGAAGAGAGAGAGAGACUCGCAAGCGUCUGUCUGCUCCCGCUCUGUGUUUCAGCUGCCUGUCAUGCGCCCGAGUUACAUCGACAAAAGAUCAAUAAACAAUAAUUCAUACAACUAUAUUAAAAUUGCACAUAGGCUGAGAUGUAUUCCGUAUUUAUAUUCAACAUUUGAAAUUGUAUUUAAAACACAAAAUGCAAAUUAAUAUAUAGAGUUUUUAAUUUCCUGUCGUGGCACGUACCCCCAGGGGUCUCUUCAGGUACCGCGUACCACAGUUUGAGAACCACUGCUAUAGAGGAUUCACACCCAAAUCUAAGUGCAGUUCUCCUAAAUCAUGUGUAUACCUGGCCUAAGCAAGAAAGUCAAGAAAAGUCUGGUGAAUUCUUCACAUAACCAUACAGCAGAUAAUGAUACGAUAAUGUUUACUUUAUUAUUAAUGAAAGUGUUUUCUGUUCACUCUUAUCAAGGAAAAUACUACAGAAAAGUCGCUAAACUGUGAAUGUUAAGUAUUUGUCCAUGAAUCACACGUUGGAUUGUGUUGAGAUUUAACCGUAGCAUUUCCGUAAGAUGUUGUCUUUCCUGAAGAAUGUAUUUGUUAAUGCCAAGUGGUUCUUUGAGUUACGGGUGUCAGUGUUCAUAUGGUUCUCUUCUAUUGUGUUUCUCGCUGCCAGAGUUAAUCGUUUUCAUUGGCAGUAAAACAGGUUAUGAUGUAAGAACAUUUUUCACAUCGCAAAUGCUUUUCAGCACCACCUUUUGAAUGUCUAGGUAUUUCUGUGAUAAAAGCUGGACUCUUGUAACAAUUCCCGUGGCAUUGAUCUCUUCUCUACAUUAUCUCGUAAUAGAGCACCUCUUGGUGUUGUACAUUUCUUCACCAGCAUUUCUCUUCUUUUGACCUUCACACUUGGCUUCACCUCCUGGUGAGUGACAACCACGUGAUAUUAGCCUGAAGACCACAUUUGAUUACAAAUGAAGGCCGAAGGAUGGUGAAACAUACCGCAACACCCAGCAACAGUGAUGUUACUGCUCUACUUGAAACAUACUGAAGAAUGUGAAAUAUUAACAACAGCUCUCUGUUCUCUUUGUGACUCAAAUAAUGGUGUAUAUGCUGUGUGUGUGCAUGCACGUGUGUGGCUGCGUGCACCUUGAUUUCAAUAAAGAAACAAUAAGAGUUGAAAGUGCUUAUUG